Necator americanus (New World hookworm) is the source of this 345-nucleotide messenger RNA. RefSeq lists its product as uncharacterized. The coding region runs from base 1 to 345 and encodes 114 amino acids. NCBI's taxonomy places the organism in Eukaryota, Metazoa, Nematoda, Chromadorea, Rhabditida, Ancylostomatidae. The record is from RefSeq and is a predicted model, not a curated record. The transcript has a single exon.
AUGCACCAGCUACAUUCAUCUGGGUCGAGAAAUGAACAUGAUGAACGACCUGAUCCCGAGCUAGGCAGGAGGAGACGAGCAGCUUGGGGAGCGUAUAAGAGCAUCGAGGAUGUAGUGAAGAAGUCGGAGAACACUCGGCUCCAUGCUCAUCUCCUCAACACCACCGUACUUCCUGCUCCGACCUAUGCUUCAGAAACCUGGGCAUUUCGCAAGCACGAAGAAGACGUGGUGAGCGUCUUUGAACGUGCAAUUGAGAAAGUGGCGCUGGAAGUAUCCCGCUUCACACAGACGAGAGACGGGAUUCGAAGUUCUCUCCCACGUCAGCGAUCGAAGAAAGGAAAGUAA